ACUCCAUGAAAGAUGACAGAAGAAGUUAUUGUUAUAGCAAAGUGGGAUUACACUGCACAACAGGACCAAGAACUUGACAUCAAGAAGAAUGAGCGUCUUUGGCUGCUGGAUGAUUCCAAAACAUGGUGGAGGGUAAGAAAUGCAGCCAACAAAACAGGAUAUGUGCCAUCAAAUUACGUGGAACGAAAGAACAGCUUGAAGAAAGGCUCCCUAGUUAAAAAUCUAAAAGACACAUUGGGUUUGGGUAAAACAAAAAGGAAGACAAGUGCACGAGAUGCCUCACCUACUCCUAGUACAGAUGCAGAAUAUCCAUCCAACGGUAGCAGUGCAGAUCGGAUUUAUGACCUUAACAUCCCAGCCUACGUUAAAUUUGCCUAUGUGGCAGAGAGGGAGGAUGAACUAUCCCUUGUUAAAGGAUCCCGAGUCAUUGUUAUGGAAAAGUGCAGUGAUGGCUGGUGGAGAGGUAGCUACAAUGGACAGAUUGGCUGGUUCCCUUCGAACUAUGUGGUGGAGGAAGUUGAGGAAGCAACUGCAGAUUCCCCAAGUUUUCUAAGUUUAAGGAAAGGUGCAUCCAUGAGUAAUGGCCAGAGCUCAAAACUACUUCACGUUGUUCAGACACUGUAUCCAUUCAGCUCCGUCACAGAAGAAGAGCUCAAUUUUGAAAAGGGGGAAACAAUGGAAGUCAUUGAAAAACCAGAAAAUGACCCAGAAUGGUGGAAAUGUAAAAAUUCCCGAGGGCAAAUUGGUCUUGUUCCUAAAAACUAUGUAGUAAUCUUAAGUGAUGGUCCUGCCAUUAACACUUCCCAUCCACCUCCAAUAAGCUAUACAGGGCCAUCUUCUACAGGACGGUUUGCUGGAAGAGAGUGGUAUUAUGGGAAUGUUACCCGGCAUCAAGCAGAAUGUGCCCUAAAUGAGAGGGGAGUGGAAGGGGACUUCCUUGUUAGAGAUAGUGAAUCUUCGCCCAGUGACUUCUCAGUAUCUCUAAAGGCAUCAGGGAAAAACAAACAUUUCAAAGUGCAGCUCGUGGACAAUGUCUAUUGUAUUGGCCAGCGUCGAUUUCAUUCAAUGGAUGAAUUGGUGGAACACUACAAAAAAGCUCCCAUCUUCACCAGUGAACACGGGGAAAAGUUAUAUCUUGUGAAAGCACUUCAGUGACGUUGAAGACAGACUAUGCCACCUAGGCCUCGUAUAACUUUCAAGCCUUAGGUCCUAAUUCACUUUUAUAGAGCAGAGCAAUCUACUCCCUGAAGCAGGCUUAAAGAAUGGGCCCUUUCCAAAGUGUUUGCUCUGUUGGUGGUUGUUGUCCUUUUUCGGUUUGGUUUGGUUUUGUUUGCCUAUUUUAUCUUUUUGGUUCUGUUAAUCUCAGAUGACUUCCCCUCAGGUUGAAAAUUUCACUUAAAUGGGGUUGUAAGCACUCACUUUCAUGCCUGAGUUCUAAACUCCCCUCUUCUGUGUACGUUUACAUAGUUAGUUCCAAUAAACAAGGGGUGUUUUCAA
Chelonoidis abingdonii (Abingdon island giant tortoise) is the source of this 1497-nucleotide messenger RNA. Lineage: Eukaryota; Metazoa; Chordata; Testudines; Testudinidae. The record is from RefSeq and is a predicted model, not a curated record.